UCGCCCUGCGACCACACAGAGGCCGUGACCCGCUUCCUUCUGGCGAGAGGACUUUGUCCCUGCUGUUUUUUGGCAGAGACUCCCAACCUGGCCAACGGAGCUGGGUCCAACUUCAUAACUGGGAUCUUCCUCUCUGGGCGGUGCAGGGAUCGCAGUCCCUCGGGGCGGGGACUGACCCCGAGCGCCCCACCCCGCGUGCCUGGCGCCACCUCCCAGGGCGGUCCUGCCCCAGCGUCGUUUUCCUCUACCCCUGCGGCGCUAGCGGCGGGCGAUGGCCCGACCCUCGGGGGACCGGCCGGGGGCCGAAGCGACCCAGGCCCUGGGCGCUCUGUGGGGCUACCGCGCCUACGGGCGCCGGUGGUUCUUUCUGCUGGUGCUCAGCCUGCUCAGCUUCUCCAAUGCCACGCUGUGGCUCAGCUUCGCACCUGUGGCCGACACGAUUGCCCACCACUUCCUCCUCUCCACCGAGCAGAUCAACUGGCUUUCGCGAGUCUACCUCGUGGCGUCCAUCCCAUCCGGCUUGGUGGCCAUCUGGGUUCUGGAUUCUGUUGGGCUCCGCUGGGCAGUGAGUCAGACCCCAAAUGAGGGGCAAAUCUUGAAUGGGGCAGGGUCCUUAAGGGGAUUUCCAGGUAGAGCCCCUGGGGUGGCAGGACAGUCGUCAGGGUGCUGGGUGGGGAGUCUGGGCUGGGCCAGGCAGCGCUCCGACCCCAUCCCUGCAGACCAUCGUGUGCGCAUGGCUGAACUUUGCUGGGAGUGUGUUCAGAACCGUGCCCGUGUUCGUCUGGAUCCAGGACCCAUUUGCCUCCCUCCUGGGUGGGCAGAGCCUCUGUGCCCUGGCCCAGGCCCUGAUCGUCUUCUCUCCAGCCAAGCUGGCUGCCCUGUGGUUCCCCGAGCACCAACGAGCCACAGCCAACAUGAUUGGCACCAUGUCAAAUCCCCUGGGCAUCCUGGUGGCCAACCUGCUUUCACCUGCCCUGGUGAAGAAGGAGGAGGACAUCCCCGUGAUGGUGAGGGAGCUCAUGAGCUGGGCAUCUAUGUCAUCCCUGCUGGCAUUGCCUGCCUGCUGGCCACCGCCUGCCUCUUGGAGAGCGUGCCCCCCACCCCACCCUCUGCUAGGGCCACCCGCACCACCUCAGAGAAGUUCCUGGAUGGGCUGAAGCUGCUCCUGCGUAACAAAGCCUAUGUCAUCCUGGCCGUGUGUUUUGGGGGCGGCAUCGGCAUCUUCUCCAGCUUCUCAGUCCUUCUGGAGCAGGUCCUUUGUGUGAAGGGCUACUCUAACGAAUUUACAGGCCUUUGCGGGGCUCUCUUCGUUGUGUUUGGGGUCCUGGGGGCACUGGCUCUCAGCCUGUAUGUGGACCGAACCAAGCACUUCACUGAAGCUGUCAAGAUUGGCUUCUGUCUGACCUCCCUGGUCUGCGUGGCAUUUGCCCUGGUGUCUCAGCUGCAAGGACAGACCCUCGCACUGGCCGCCAUCUGCUCACUACUCGGGUUCUUUGGCUUCUCAGUGGCACCCAUUGCCAUGGAGCUGGCAGUUGAGUGCUCCUUCCCUGUGGGUGAGGGUGCUGCUGCGGGCCUGAUCUUCGUGCUGGGGCAGGCCGAGGGCGUGCUCAUCAUGGUACUGCUGACUGCCCUGACCGUGCAUCGUGCAGAGCCGUCCAUCUCCACCUGCCAGGAUGGCCAGGACCCACUGGAUUGGAAGGUGUCCCUGCUGCUGAUGGCUGGCCUCUGCACCUUCUUCAGCUGCUUCUUGGUGCUCUUCUUCCAUACCCCGUACCGGCGCCUACAGGCUGAGGCCAGUGCAAGCUGCUCCAUCCAGAAGGACAUGUCCCCUGCAACUGGAGACCAUGAACCCCACCCGCACGCACCCCCGGAGGCUCUACCUUGGCACCCGCACAACCUCCAGCACUGAUGCUGUAGGAAGCUCAGGGCAACUCAUUCCUAGAGCUGCUCCCCUGGCCCUACCUUCUCGUUCCUGGGAGCCCUGAGCCCCUGGAACCCUCGGGACUUUUAGAGAUGUCACAAGGAUCCCUGCUGAGGUCUAGAAGCCAGAGAGCAGUUAGUGCAUCAAGAAAGUGGCUCUGGGGACAUGAAGGUGAGGCCAAGAGAGGCAGGCUUUGGUCACAGGGUGACAUCUUCCUGCAGGUGCCAGAGGGACUUGGGGCAAGGCAGGAUGGCCCAGAGGAGACCCUGUGGCUGUAGCAAGAACUAUUGGUGCUGUGUGGACAAGCAGAUGCCCCCAUGGCCAGGCCGGACCCAGGGGGGCUGGUGCUGGAGCAGUGUCUGGGGUGUGGACCUGGCAUGAGAGACAAGAGCUGAGGGGGAUGGGUCAGGGGUCCUGAGGGCCCCUAGCAUGACUGAGUCCGGAGCGGACAGUUGUGAGAAAGGCUGUCCUUGAGGAAUCCCAACCCGUAGCUUUACUCAACCUCUGCCGACCGCUGAGUGGCUUGACCCCCAGCGUGACUGCUAGCACAGUGAAUGGGGCCAGGCUGGGUUGGGAGGGGGAAGCAGAGGGAGGGCCCUGCAGGCAGCUGUUCCCUCUCCCAGCAGACCCUUCCCCCGCAUACUCUCCAAGUUCCAGCAAACACUCCCACCUGCAGUGGACCCUCCCCACACCCUCCCCGGCAAGGCAGACCUUCCCCCACCACCCCGGCAGAAGCUCCCCACCUGCAGACUCUCCCACCCCCAGGUGGGCUCCUCCUCCUCCUCCCCCUGCAGGCACUGGCAGGCAGGUUUGUGGGUGCAUGUUUAUUGAACUGGCUGCAGCCCGGGGGUGGGGUGGUGGGGAGGUGCCCCUCACUCCUCCUUCUCCUCCCCGUGAGUGAGCACGUAGCUCAGCGCCUUGUAGUCCAGGUUGCCUGCAGCAUCGAUGGUGGCAAACUGGAACAUCUGGUCAACCUGCAAGCCAGUAUAGUGUGGGGAGGGGGUCAGGCCCAGGGAGGAGGGGAGGGAGCAAAAUGGUCCCGUGAAUUACAGGCGCUGAACUUCA
Messenger RNA from Suricata suricatta (meerkat), 2986 nucleotides. It is a transcript of the gene SLC49A3, whose product is annotated as solute carrier family 49 member 3. The transcript is spliced from 9 exons. NCBI's taxonomy places the organism in Eukaryota, Metazoa, Chordata, Mammalia, Carnivora, Herpestidae. Gene Ontology annotation, biological process: transmembrane transport. Gene Ontology annotation, cellular component: membrane. Gene Ontology annotation, molecular function: transmembrane transporter activity. The coding region runs from base 272 to 1909 and encodes 545 amino acids. The record is from RefSeq and is a predicted model, not a curated record.